GUUUUUAAAGGCUCCCUGAGGAGGCCCCUCAGCUCCAAGCUCACCACCUGCUGCUCCCGGACACCUGUGACCAUGUGGUUCCAGAUCCUGUUCCUCGCCCUGUCCCUAGGAGGGAUUGACGCUGCACCUCCCGUCCAGUCUCGGAUUGUUGGAGGAUUUAACUGUGAGAGGAAUUCCCAGCCCUGGCAUGCGGCUGUGUACCGCUUCACCAAAUAUCAAUGCGGGGGCAUCCUGAUACACCCCAGCUGGGUCCUCACGGCUGCCCACUGCCGUAACGACAAGUACCAGGUUUGGCUUGGCAAAAACAACCUAUUUGAGGACGAACCCUCUGCUCAGCACCGGCUUGUCAGCAAAAGCUUCCCUCACCCUGACUUCAACAUGAGCCUCUUGAGGAACCACACCCGCCAUCCUGAGGACGACUACAGCAAUGACCUGAUGCUGCUCCGCCUCAGCCAGCCUGCUGAGAUCUCGGACGCUGUCAAGGUCAUCGACCUGCCCACCGAGGAACCCACGGUGGGGAGCACCUGCCUCGCCUCAGGCUGGGGCAGCACUGAACCCAUUGACUUCAAAUACCCGGAUGAUCUCCAGUGUGUGAACCUCAAGCUCCUGUCUAAUGAGGAGUGCGCCAAAGCCCACAUAGAGAAGGUGACAGAUAGCAUGCUGUGUGCAGGAGAGAUGGACGGAGGCAAAGACACUUGCGCGGGUGACUCAGGAGGCCCACUGAUCUGUGAUGGUGUUCUCCAAGGGGUCACAUCGUGGGGCCCCACCCCAUGCGCCGAACCCAAUGUGCCAGGCAUCUACACCAGACUUAUGAACUUCAAGGCCUGGAUAAAAGAAAUUAUAGAGGAAAACUCCUGAGUGUCACAUUGUGCCCUGCUCUCAAUAAAACCCACCAUGCAGCAAAUGA
Apodemus sylvaticus (European woodmouse) is the source of this 907-nucleotide messenger RNA. Its product is annotated as kallikrein-1-like. Gene Ontology annotation, biological process: zymogen activation; regulation of systemic arterial blood pressure. Lineage: Eukaryota; Metazoa; Chordata; Mammalia; Rodentia; Muridae. The record is from RefSeq and is a predicted model, not a curated record. The transcript has 5 exons. Gene Ontology annotation, molecular function: serine-type endopeptidase activity. Bases 73 to 858 code for a protein of 261 amino acids.